AUGACGCCAGUCUACAAUUUAAAAACGAACAUACAAUCCUAUGGACAAACACUAAAAAUGUGUAAGUUACUUCUCAAAGGUGAUAGUUAUUUUAAUGAUGAAAAUGUCGAUACGGAGGAAAUUAAAAAAAACGCAAAACUCAAAGGAUAUUGUAGUAGCAAUGGUUGUAAAACAAAUGAAGAUGGUAUUAAUGCUGUGUUCAAAUACAUAUAUAUGGAAUUCAAAGAAUCAAUACCAAGAGUAACUCAACAUAAUCAUUAUGAUGAAUAUUUAUUGAUGUGGAUAAGUGAUAAAUUGCUUAAGAUACACAAAAAAGGAAAAGGCAAAAAGAUUGGAAAAGGCCGUAUGGACGAUUUUACUUUAAAGCGGGCUUAUGAAGAGUAUUUAAAGAAACAUAAAAAAGGAUUGGAUUAUUGGAAUCUUUUAAAUAUGAAGCAGGGUUUGAAAGAAGCUAAUCUUUGGUAUAUGAGCGAAUUUUAUAAAUUAUUUAAUAAUAUAUGUAAAACAAUUGUAGAUUAUAAAGAUAACGGUGCUAAAAGUAAGCAACUUUCUAAAUAUUCUAAAAAUUGCCUUACUCAAUAUAGAACCCUUUAUAAGAACAUUUCUAAAUGCCAAUCAUAUCUUGAUUUAUUGAAUAAAUUAAAAGGUAUAUAUGAUGAUUUUAGAAGUCGUGCUAUUAAGAGAACUGAUUCAAAAAAUGAUUUAAAAACUAAACUUAUAAUAAUUACACCAGAAGAUGGAGAAGAGAUGGAAGCGGUGAGAAGAUUUAUAUCAUAUGACUUCAGUAAUUCAAAAUGUAAACUCCCCCAAAAAAAAAAAAAAAAAGCCUCACCACCAGAGCCACAACCACCACCACAAUCAGCACAAGAUGGUGGGUCAUCGAAAACAUCUCAAACAGGAGGGUCAAAUAGUCAAAAUGUACCAAAGACUUCAGAAAAUAGUAAAGAAAAUACAGGGGGUGGAAAUGAUAAUGAAGGAGGUCAGAGUGACGGAAACGGAAACCCUGGUGAUGGAUCAAGUGAUCCAGCAUCAAGUACACCAGGAGGAUCUUUUGAUUUGGGAUCAUCAAUUCUUAAAUUUAUAUUAAAUGGAACGGACAAAUUGAAUAAAACUUCCCAAUUUAUUCAACAAAACCAGAAAAUGUUUAAAGAUGCUAAGGAUAAAAUCAGUAGUGCAUAUAAUGACACUGUGGAAAAUUUAAAAAAUGUUUAUAAUGUAUCUAGUAGUCAUUUUAAUAAUAUUAUUAAUAAUAUAACUAGCCAUCUUAAUCAAGUUGGAACUCCUCCUAAAUCAAGUGGUAAACAGUCUGGGCCAGGAAGUCCAAUAGAUGGUGGGAAUAAAUUGAAUCAGUCACCAUCAAAUUCACAACAAAAUCCACCAUCACCUCCUCCACAACAGCCUCCACCACCAACACCACCACAACUUCCUUCGCCGCCAAUUCCAACGCCAAUUACAUUACCAGACCCACUAAAAGGUUCGCCACAACAAAAACAACCAUCUUCCCAAUCGCAAACUAUCACACAGCACCCUCCACAAGUCCCAGUUAAAGUCAAUCAACCUAAUCACAAAACAGUUGUUCAAUUUGUAAAAUCACUAAGUUCUGACCUAAUUUUGAAAAAACCGUGGAAUAUAUUUCCAACGACAUGGAAUGGAUCAGGGGACUGUAAACCUGAAAUAAAAUUUAUGAAUGCCACAUUAGUGUGUUGUACAUCUGAACAGUGUAGUUUAACUGGAAUUACAGUUACACUUGUUUUAAUACCCAUUAUUUUAUUAAUUGCAUAUAAGUAUUUAUCAUUUGGAUCAUCAAAAAAAUCAGAAAAAAAAAACAUGAAGAAAGUUAUAAAUUUUCAUGAUGGAAAAAGAAAGACAAAAAUAAUUAUAAGUUCAAAUGAUAGGAGCAAAGACCUAAAACCUGUUAUAAAUUCAAUUGGUGGAAAAAAGGAUUCAUUAAUAAAUAUAUACAAUAUUAUACAGGCCGAUCCUAUGCCAUUUAUUAAUUUAUUUUUUUUGUUGAUUUUUUUUGUCUAUAAAAGAAAACGAGACACCAUAGAAUGA
Molecule: messenger RNA, 2055 nt
Organism: Plasmodium vinckei vinckei
Lineage: Eukaryota; Apicomplexa; Aconoidasida; Haemosporida; Plasmodiidae
Product: PIR protein CIR protein
Exons: 3
Coding region: 1-2055 (684 amino acids)
Source: RefSeq, a predicted model, not a curated record